This is a messenger RNA of Heterostelium album PN500, 1005 nucleotides long. Its product is annotated as ankyrin repeat domain-containing protein. The record is from RefSeq and is a predicted model, not a curated record. The transcript has 2 exons. Lineage: Eukaryota; Evosea; Eumycetozoa; Acytosteliales; Acytosteliaceae. Bases 1 to 1005 code for a protein of 334 amino acids.
AUGUUUCUUUUGGUGAUCUUUAGAAAGUUAAACUUAAUUGUUGCCUGUUGUAAAAUGGAAAAAGAAAUAUUUCUUAAAAUAUUUAAUAAUGUUGUAUUAAGUAGAUUGAUAUUCGAUAACGUUAGAUAUAUUCACACGGCAUGCCUCAAAACCAAAAAGGUCUAUAGGUGGGAGGAAGUUCUCAGUCUACCGUAUGUUAUGGUGGGCAACAACUAUUUCCAAAUGUUUAAAAACUACUUUUACAAGAAUAAAGUGGAAACGCUGCUACAGAAUUUCAAUGCGAUCAUCAUCAACGCCACUCGAACAGGUAACCUCGAGAUUCUAAGAUACGUGAUCGACGAAAUACAAUUUGAAAUCAUGAUUCGCUGCAAUCGUUCGCUGCAACUCGAUAUGUUGGCAUCGGCGGCACUCAACGGUUAUCUCCACAUCGUGAAAUACUACCAGUCGAAAACGAAAUUCCGAUUCGAUUGCGAACUGGCGCUAAAGAUGGCGAUAGAAGGCGGACAUAUCCAACUGCUGGAAUACCUGGUGGGCGUCGCCAAACAAAUCGAAUCAUCAUCGUCAUCGUCAUCGUCAUCGUCGGUUGUUAUUUCCGAUCAUCGAAUUAUAGACCACGCCGCCAAGUGUAACCGUUUCGAUAUUGUUCGAUACUUGCAUUCGGCCAACGUCGGAACCGCCAGCAACAAAGCGAUGGACUACGCAGCACUCAACAAUAACAUUCAGAUGCUGAUGUGGCUGCACCACAACCGAGCGGAAGGCUGCACCUCCGACUCCUAUUACCACGCCAUCGAAAACAACAACUUGGAGAUGCUGAAAUGGCUCUACGAGAAUACAUCGAAAGGUCAGCAGAUGGCACCGAACGCACUCAGAAAAGCAGAGGCAAAAGGUAACCUCGAGUUAAUCCAAUGGUUAAAAGCUAUUGAGAGGAAACAUCUCUAUUCACAGCGCUGUAAAGAGAUACAAAAUCAAACCAAUACGAAUCUAUCGACUUCUAUUAAAAUGUAA